Molecule: messenger RNA, 315 nt
Organism: Miscanthus lutarioriparius
Lineage: Eukaryota; Viridiplantae; Streptophyta; Magnoliopsida; Poales; Poaceae
Source: the annotation of a GenBank genome assembly
AUGGGUCUCUUCUCGUGGUGGAGGGGAGGACGACGCGGCGGCGGCCCGCCGGACCAGCAGGGCCAGCAAGCCUCUGCGGUUUCGGGGGUCGUGGGGACCGAGGUGGCAGCUUCUGGCACCCACGGGGCGGUGGAGGUGCGGCGGCAGCGGCAAGCUGCGGACGCGACGGUGUUCGAAUUCGGGUCCGCGGCGGAGUCUGGCGCCGCUCUGACGCUCGCGGGGUACUGCCCCGUCUCCGACGAGCUCGAGCCGUGCCGCUGGGAGCUGGUCCCGGUCGCCGGCGAGGGCGCGCCGCAGUUCCGCAUCGUGUUCUGA